Molecule: messenger RNA, 903 nt
Organism: Vitrella brassicaformis
Lineage: Eukaryota; Vitrellaceae
Source: the annotation of a GenBank genome assembly
CUCUGCAGACUCUGCGCACCGUUGUACAGCACUGCCAGUCUGCAGCAUCCAUCAGAUCUGUCAGUUCCCUCCCUCCCCUAUGCACACCGACACGCACUCAGACACUCAGACACUCAGACUGUCAGCCCGUUGGUGUCCUUCCGCUACCUCCCUCCCCACACACACGUCUACUCCCGGCCCGGCCCGCUGCCUGACCUGUCAGCCGCCCGCACACCUGAAUGCAAUAUGUAGUGUACACCCCUGCCUGUCUGUCUAUCGGCCUGUUCCUCUCCCGUGCGGCUGCGGUGGCCCUGGUGGGGCCCCUCCGGGCCGCUGGGGAUGCAGCGGGGGUCUGUAGGCAACGCCAGCCGGAGGAAAUGGGAGCAUGGGGGGUGGCGGGGGAUGAUGUGACGGCGAUGGUCCGGAUGGAGGUGCAGGCGGCCGGGAAGGGGGCGGAUAGUGCACGUGUGGAGCCGCAGCGCCGCCAGGGUUGAGUGGAGGGGGGCCGCCAUAGAGUGAUGAGGGGCGGUGGGACGCCAUCAUGGCGGCAGGAGGGCCGGGGGGAUGGACCAUCGGCAGCAUCGACGUGGCAGGGCUGGCGAAGGGGGGCGCCGCAGCAGAGAUGACAGACGAGGAGGCGACCUGACAACAAAAACACACAGAGAUCAUCACGCCUUAGUCGUGUGGAUGUCUUUUUCUCGGCUGUGCCCACCGCAGGAGCACUUGGCCUGGCUGUGCCGUCGAGCGCUGACCGGGGAACCGCCGCUGCAGCAGCAGAACCACCAGCGACCUGACCGCCAUACAUACAGAGAACCGGCCCGUCUUUGAUGCUUGCUAGCACUGAACACAUGUAGACAUCAAUACCUGCUGUGGAUUUUGAGGAAGGUCCUUCUGCGCCAUCCACGCCAUCAAAUCCUUCGUCAU